This is a messenger RNA of Rana temporaria (common frog), 1515 nucleotides long. RefSeq names its product receptor-interacting serine/threonine-protein kinase 3-like. Gene Ontology annotation, biological process: protein phosphorylation. Bases 71 to 1405 code for a protein of 444 amino acids. Gene Ontology annotation, molecular function: JUN kinase kinase kinase activity; ATP binding. The transcript is spliced from 10 exons. The record is from RefSeq and is a predicted model, not a curated record. NCBI's taxonomy places the organism in Eukaryota, Metazoa, Chordata, Amphibia, Anura, Ranidae.
CUCCACCCCCUCAGUAAUUACCUCCACGCCUGUAACAGCUCAGUUAUUGUGUUGUCUGCAGAGCUCCAACAUGCAGCGUCUCCCACCUGGAGAUCUGGAGAGCCUGAAGCUGGUGGGACGUGGAGGAUUUGGGGAGGUCUAUAGAGGAUGGAGCCAGAACCUACAAAUGGAGGUAGCGCUCAAAGUGGUGCAAGGAGCCAGCAGUUCCAACCUGAAAAGGCUGAUGAAGGAUCUAAUGAAGGAACGAGAUGUGAUGCAGAAAGCGAGCAACCCCCAUGUUCUCCGUCUCCUUGGAGUAUAUGAGAAGGCAGAAGGCAGUCUUGUAGAGUAUGGACUUGUCAUGGAGUAUAUGUCCUAUGGUUCUCUACGCACUCUCUUCGACGAUAUCCCAGAUGUCCCAUGGGCUUUGAGGUUCCAGAUUCUUCAUCAAGUGGUCCUUGGAAUGAACUACCUUCACAGUCUGGAUCCCCCAAUAAUUCAUCGGGAUCUAAAACCCUGCAAUGUCCUUUUAAAUAAGCAUUUAGAUGUUCAGAUCACAGAUUUUGGAUUGUCUAAGAUUAUAGGGGCUACUUCUUCUGCAGUGCCAUCGUUUGCAGGGACCUUGCCCUACAUGCCACCCGAAGCUCUAAAUAACAUUAACUAUGAGGUUUCAAAAUCACAUGAUGUUUACAGUUUCGGAAUCUUAGUGUGGACAGUAUUUUCAGGGGAAGAGCCUUACCCAGGUAUUCUUCCAGAAGUAGUCAUGCGCUGUGUAACUAAGGGUCAGAGGCCCACAGUGAGUGUGCUAGACCAGUACAGUGAUGUUAGAAUGGUACCAGAAGCCAAAGAUUUAAUGAUCAGAUGCUGGGAUCAUAAUGCAGAUAGUAGACCUGGCUUCCAUGACUGCAGUGAAUGUACAUCUGGGAUGUAUAAAGCUUAUCAGACUGAGGCUAUCGGCGCUGUUCGAAGUGUUGAAGAUCAUCUCAUAAAUCUGGGUUCUUCAGAUCAGGAAGCUGGAUCAUCAUCUGAUUAUGCUAGCGGAGGUACAGAUGAAUUUCUGAAAGCCUUAGAAAAUGGAGGAAUGAGUCAGGAUUCUCAACAGUCAGAGCCAAAAGCAGCUGGAGAAGAUCCAAAGCAUCCUACAGCUCUUGAGACUGUUGGAGAAACCAAUAAGAAUGAAGAAGAUACUUCCAAUAAAGGAGACCCUAUGGACACGCUUUUAGAGGGUCUUAAGAACACUGGUGACUACAAAAAGAUCAUGGGGAAGUUGAACAAUGAAGGCGUGCUUUCAGAAGAAGAUCAGGAAAAGCUCAAUUCCUCUCAGAAUCUGAAAGAUUUUGGCAACGCAGCAAAAGUAUUCAGGAAAAAACUGAAAGAAGAGCCUGCACAGAUUUUACCAAUGUUCAAAUCACUCUUAAAUUUAUGAUCUGUACUAAAUAUUACCGAAGGACAUUUGCUAAAUGGCCGAAGUGGUUGAAAGGAAGAUGACGUGACCUACAGUUUUGCCAAUACAGUGGAACCUCGGUUUAAGAGUAA